UGGUGCUACAAAAACAUCCAAAAGGAGAAAGGGAAGGUAGAACUCUAGUUCUUAAUUUUUCUCACUGCUUCUUGAAAAGCUUUUUUGCCUUUUAUCCUACCUUACAGCUACUUUCUUUCUGAAAUUACAAUUGGUCUUUGUUAUCCUAAUAAAUUUCAAUCUUCUAGGUUUCAUUCCUGCUUCUGAAAGACAAGAGAGUUCAUUUCCACCGAGAUGAUUUAGUGAAAAUCAGAAGCAGGACUUUAUUGUGUAGUAAUUAGAAGAGAUGAGGAGAAAGGUGCCUUCAAAUGACAAAGGGAAUUCCUUAUAAACAGUUGACAGUUGGUGUCCCCAAGGAGAUAUUUGAGAAUGAGAAGAGAGUGGCUCUUUCACCAGCUGGAGUUCAAGCCUUGGUUAAACAAGGCUUCAGUGUUGUGGUGGAAUCUGGUGCUGGAGAAGCCUCCAAAUUUUCUGAUGACCAUUACAGAGAAGUUGGAGCAAAGAUCCUGGGGACCAAGGAAGUCCUGGCUUCGGAUUUGAUUGUGAAAGUGAGGGCUCCUAUAUACAACUCGGCUCUAGGUGUACAUGAGGCAGAUCUUUUUAAGACGGCGGCGACCCUGAUUAGUUUUGUCUACCCGGCACAAAAUCCAGACCUCCUGAAAAAACUAGCAGAAAAAAAAGCUACUGUCUUGGCUAUGGAUCAGGUUCCACGGGUCACCAUUGCUCAGGGAUAUGAUGCACUUAGCUCCAUGGCCAACAUUGCUGGUUACAAGGCUGUGGUACUGGCAGCAAAUCACUUUGGUCGAUUUUUCACAGGUCAAAUCACAGCUGCUGGUAAAGUUCCUCCAGCAAAGGUUUUGAUCAUCGGAGGAGGAGUUGCUGGUCUGGCUUCUGCAGGAGCAGCGAAAUCGAUGGGUGCGGUGGUUCGUGGAUUUGAUACUAGAGCUGCAGCUUUGGAACAGUUCAAGUCUCUUGGUGCUGAGCCUUUGGAAGUAGACUUAAAGGAAUCUGGAGAGGGACAAGGUGGUUAUGCUAAAGAGAUGUCCAAAGAAUUUAUUGAAGCUGAAAUGAAACUCUUUGCCAAACAGUGCCAAGAUGUUGAUAUUAUCAUCACUACAGCACUGAUUCCAGGUAAAAAAGCUCCUAUCUUGUUUAAGAAAGACAUGAUUGAAUCAAUGAAGGAGGGUUCCGUUGUUGUGGAUUUAGCUGCAGAAGCAGGGGGAAAUAUUGAGACUACAAAGCCUGGAGAAAUGUAUGUUCAUAAGGGUGUUACACACAUUGGGUACACAGAUCUGCCUAGCAGAAUGGCUACUCAAGCCAGUACCCUGUAUUCCAAUAAUAUUAUCAAACUUCUAAAGGCUAUUAGUCCUGACAAAGAGAACUUCUACUUUGAUCCAAAAGAUGAAUUUGAUUAUGGGACUUUGGAUCAUGUUAUUAGAGGAACUGUAGUAAUGAAGGAUGGCAGGGUCAUUUUCCCAGCACCUCUACCAAAUAAUAUUCCUCAAGGAGCACCUGUGAAGCAGAAGACUGUAGCAGAGCUGGAAGCGGAAAAAGCAGCUACUAUUACACCUUUUAGAAAGACUAUGACUAGUGCAUCUGUAUACACAGCAGGUUUAGCCAGUAUGUUAGGACUGGGCAUUGUAGCACCUAAUGCUGCUUUCACUCAGAUGGUGACAACAUUUGGCCUAGCUGGAAUAGUGGGUUACCACACAGUGUGGGGUGUGACUCCUGCUCUGCACUCUCCACUCAUGUCAGUGACUAAUGCUAUCUCAGGUCUAACUGCAGUUGGUGGGCUGGUACUGAUGGGAGGACACUAUCUCCCUGAAAACACUCCUCAAGGUUUAGCAGUGCUUUCAGCCUUUAUCUCUUCAGUCAAUAUUGCAGGUGGGUUUUUAGUCACACAGAGAAUGCUGGAUAUGUUCAAACGUCCCACAGAUCCUCCUGAAUACAACUACUUGUACCUGCUUCCUGGUGGUGUAUUUGUAGGAGGCUAUGCAGCAGCUCUCAGUGGUGGCUAUAGUAUUGAACAGGUGAUGUAUCUGGGCUCAGGACUGUGCUGUGUUGGUGCCCUGGCUGGUCUGUCUACUCAAGGAACAGCUCGUCUUGGAAAUGCUUUGGGUAUGAUUGGUGUUUCAGGAGGUUUAGCAGCAACUCUUGGAGGCCUUAAUCCCUCACCUGAAUUGUUGGCACAGAUGUCAGGUGCAAUGGCACUUGGUGGUACCAUAGGUCUGACAAUAGCUAAACGCAUCCAAAUUACAGAUCUGCCUCAGCUGGUGGCUGCUUUCCACAGUUUGGUUGGUUUGGCUGCUGUGCUCACCUGUGUAGCAGAAUACAUGAUUGAGUAUCCUCACUUUGCUACUGAUCCCGCUGCAAACCUCACUAGGAUUGUGGCCUAUCUUGGCACAUACAUUGGUGGGGUGACUUUCAGUGGCUCUCUUGUUGCUUAUGGAAAACUGCAAGGUAUCCUGAAUUCUGCCCCUCUGCUCUUGCCUGGUCGACAUGCACUAAAUGCGGGAUUGCUGGCUGCCAGCAUUGGCGGAAUGGUUCCGUACAUGAUGGAUACCAGUUACACUACAGGAAUUACGUGCCUAGGUUCUGUGUCAGCACUCUCAGCCAUCAUGGGUGUCACUUUAACAGCAGCUAUUGGAGGUGCUGACAUGCCUGUAGUUAUUACUGUCCUGAACAGUUAUUCUGGAUGGGCUUUGUGUGCUGAGGGCUUUCUACUGAACAACAACUUGCUGACCAUUGUUGGUGCACUCAUUGGCUCCUCUGGGGCCAUCCUCUCUUACAUCAUGUGUGUGGCUAUGAACCGUUCCCUUGCAAAUGUGAUUCUUGGGGGCUAUGGCACUGCAUCCACAGCUGGAGGGAAGCCCAUGGAAAUUACUGGAACCCACACAGAAAUCAAUGUGGACAAUGCAAUUGAAAUGAUAAAAGAAGCCAAUAGUAUUAUUAUUACUCCAGGUUAUGGUUUGUGUGCAGCAAAAGCUCAGUACCCAAUAGCUGAUCUGGUGAAGAUGUUGAGAGAACAAGGGAAGAAUGUCAGGUUUGGUAUUCACCCUGUGGCUGGCCGUAUGCCUGGUCAGCUGAAUGUACUGCUAGCAGAGGCUGGUGUUCCCUAUGAUAUUGUACUGGAAAUGGAUGAGAUCAAUGAAGACUUCCCAGAAACUGACUUGGUCCUCGUAAUUGGUGCAAAUGAUACAGUUAAUUCAGCAGCUCAGGAAGAUCCAAACUCUAUCAUAGCUGGAAUGCCAGUUCUUGAGGUCUGGAAGUCCAAACAGGUCAUUGUAAUGAAGAGAUCUCUGGGAGUUGGUUAUGCAGCAGUGGACAAUCCAAUCUUCUACAAACCCAAUACUGCCAUGUUGCUGGGAGAUGCCAAGAAGACUUGUGAUGCCCUGCAAGCGAAAGUCAGGGAAUCGUAUCAAAGCUAAAUACUGAUUUGUAUUCUGUUUAUGUUUGCAACCACAGUUUUGUCAGAGAGGUCAUGGAAAACAAGAGGUAGAAGAAUCUCUCAUUGUUAUAAGGCAGCUGGCUUUUGGAGAAGACUGCAUUGACUCCUAGGAGAUGUAGUUUGGUCAGGGGAUAUGGACAUUUAUAAAAAAGAUGGGCAGAUUAGCCCUUCGAACUAAAUCUCCAGUAAGGCAAUGCAUUAAAAAAUGAAAAUGUGCAUUUUAAGGUUAACAUUUUGCUGUUACAAGAAGGAACUAAUAACUCAGUCAUCUUUAAGUAGUUACUGACUUCCUCCUUCUUACUGUCUGUACUUCUGUCAUGGAAAUUCACUAAAAAAUGCUGUGCCAAAACUGUAUUCAGUCUUAUCAUCAAAGCGGUAUUUUGGCUGGUAUGGACAAAACAACUGUUGAUUUUAUCAAAACUUAAAAAUAAAUUUCAAACAGAUGCAAGCAGAAGUAAAUCCUUGCAUGUCCCUUUGAACUCAGGACGUUCUAGCAUAAAAUAGAUGCUUACGGGAUUUGAGAUUCUAAGCAUUACGCUUUUUUUCUUUUGGGGAUUGUGUGGAUGCUGUGAAUCAGGAACAUUUUAGAAAAGUUACUUUUCUUUAAAAUACGGUUCCAAUUUUUUUAUGGUGCACGCUUAUGUUAAACGAAACACAGGAUUUCAGGCACUUGCCAAGUAAUCUUCAAGUCUGACAAGGAAAUGUACAUUUACUUGCACGGCUUAACUAUUUUAAGCAACUGCUCAAUUCUCCAUCUUUUCCAGUCGUUGCCUUUUUAAGUGUCUGAGAUAAAAAUGCAGUCCAGUUCUGCACAGACAGAACAUCUUGCAUACCUGAUCUGUUCACAGAAUUUGGACCACAGUGUUUCAGUUUGUUCACUGAGACUUUUAAUUGUAUUCACUACUUGAAAAUUUAGUGAUGCUUUCUCAAUUAACGUUUUUGUAAUGCUGGAAGAAACACUUUUGAACUCUCCCUCUCUACUCUGCUAUUGUGAGACCCCACCUGGAGUGUUCUGUUGAGCAGCUGGGCCCCCAGAACAAGAACAAUGUUGACCUGUUAGCGCAAGUGCAGAGGAGAGACACUAAGUUGAUCACAGGGCCCAAGCACCUCUCCUAUGAAGACAGACUGAGAGGGCUGGGGUUGUUCAACCUGGAGAAGAGAAGGCUCUGGGGAAACCUUAGAUCACCUUCCAGUUCCUAAAAAGAGGUCCAUAAUAAAAAUGGAGAGGGACUUUUCACAAGAGCUGAUAGUGAUAGGACAAGGGGGAAUGGCUGCACACUAAAAGAGAGUAGGUUUAGAUUAGGUAUUAGGAAGAAAUUCUUCACUGUAAGACUGGCGAGGGACUAGAAAAGGUUGGUCAGAGAAGUUGUCGACUCCCCAUCCCUGGAAGUGUUCAAGGCCAGGCUGACGGGUAACGUGAUCUAGUGGAAGUUUCCCUGCCCGUGGCAGGAAGUCUGGAACUAGUCCCUUCCAACCCAAACCAUUCUGUAUUUAAGAUGCUGGAGUUUAUUAGAUUUUUUUCUGAAUAAAUGAGCUAUUGUUUGGACAGCACAGAAACAUACUAAACUUAAAAUCCAGUGUAUUUGAUUAUUUGAUUAUUCUCACUAAUCUAAUUAAAAGCACUGUUAAAUUCCCAGCAUAAGUCCAACAAAGUUAAAUUAUGACAUGGAUUGCUGUUUUGCUUUUAUUAUAUUAAGUAUACUUGAGUGAAACUCAAAUAUUUGCCUCAUAAAAUGAAUUUGUCGUAUAUCCAUAAUGUUUUCCUAAUGAUGUGACAACUGUCCAUGGUGAUGAAGGCUAAGUAGAACUAGCUGUGCUUGUGUUAGAAAGCAUUCAUACCUGGGGAAGACAAACUGUUAUGGAUAAAGUCUUGAAAUUAAUCUGUCUUGCUUGAUAGAACAUUUUUUUCAUUACACCAUGCACAGAGACCUCAUAUAAAAUACCGUAUUUCUUCUUGGCUACCUCUGUUUUUAUGUGAAGAUCACCUAAAACACAGACUUUGAAUAGGUAAUGCAUUAAGAAAUGUAGCAAUAUACAAAAGAUCUACCCUUUUUGCAGAUCUCUUUUAUAUAAUUUGACAUAAAAGUUAUCAUGCAAGCAUUAAUAUGCUGUAUACUGCAGGAAAAGACUUGUAAUUUUUAUUUAAAACAUCAUGGCAGCUAUAUUUGAAUGUAGCACCUGUGGCCUCUUGAUUUCAUUGUAUUCAACUUUUCCUUCAGGUCUGCAAACACUAGGGAAAUGGAAGAAGAAGAAAGAUAAGGAAAUAAUCCUCUAUCUCUCUCCCUCACAACUGAGAAGAAAAAAGUAAAAAGGGAGAUUUGAAGGGAUCUAAAAUCCUAAAGUAUUCAUUUUUGUCAUGCUGAGGUAUCUAACUGCAGUAUACAUCAUGUCUCUGCUUAUGGGUAGCUAAUAAAAGACCAAGCUUUUCUUUAAAAAAUAGCAAAUAACAAGGGAGGGGGAACAGUUUACUUUGUAUUUGGAAAAAACCCCACACUAUUACCUUGGAUGGGAAGUACAGUGUUACCUUUAAAAUGUGCUUUACCAUGGAACACCAGGUAAUUGUUAAAGUGCUAAUAAAAAGUCAGUUGUUUUUCUCUGUUGA
Messenger RNA from Manacus vitellinus (golden-collared manakin), 6029 nucleotides. It is a transcript of the gene NNT, whose product is annotated as nicotinamide nucleotide transhydrogenase. NCBI's taxonomy places the organism in Eukaryota, Metazoa, Chordata, Aves, Passeriformes, Pipridae. Gene Ontology annotation, cellular component: mitochondrial inner membrane. Bases 288 to 3407 code for a protein of 1039 amino acids. Gene Ontology annotation, biological process: NADPH regeneration; proton transmembrane transport. The record is from RefSeq and is a predicted model, not a curated record. The transcript has 21 exons. Gene Ontology annotation, molecular function: NAD binding; NADP binding.